UAAAAGUAGCCGGCACUUCCUGGCGUUCAGUCAUAGCGAGUUGUUGUUAACAAUAAGCUCGUAUUUUGCUAUAAGUGUUUUCUACAAAUAAAAGUAACUUGCGAAAAUUAAAUUAUAUUUCAUAGGGCUAUAAAAUAAAAAAAGUUACGAUAUUCCGCCGUGUUAAAGUUGUUCGUUAUUUAAAAUUGAUUUCGUUUUCUUUUAGUAACUGAAAUUUUCUAAAUCGGAAAACUUUGUGACUUAAAAUGAAUAUUUUAAUAAGUUGUUUAUUAGCAUUAAACUAUUUGAGUUUCUACAACACAGCUGCCUACAGAAAUUGGGUCACAACUGAUGAAUUGGAAAACCACAUAAGUCCAGAGGAUCUACACACGUUUUUGAACUUUAAGAAUGAUACAGCGACAAGAUUCGGGACCACCACCGAUACGGAUGACUCUGCUAGUCCUGAGGAGCUGACCACAGAGCUGCCAGUGCCGGAGUCAGUUGACUGCUUCGGCCUGGGCCCGCUCACGACACGGCUGUGGAGCUUGUUCAACACACGACCAGACUCAUCCAUCGAUGUCAACACACACUUCUACUUCUCAUCGAGGAACCAGAGGAAUAGAGUGCAGGUAUACCCCGGGAAACAGUUCGGUCUGGAGUGGGUGGAUUUCGACCCUGAUCGGCGCACGGUGAUGAUCGUCCACGGCUUCAUGAGCCACAGCAACGCCUCCUGGGUUUCCCAGAUGACGGACGCCUUCUUGGAAUGGAGCGACGUGAACGUGAUCGCGGUGGACUGGAGCGGCGGCGGCAACACGUGGAAGUACUGGCGCGCCGUCGCCAACACCAGACGAGUCGGAUCCGAUAUCGUGGGAUUCAUGAAGCAGCUGAUGAAAGCGACGGGCGCGAGCGUCAAGAAGUUCCACUUCGUGGGGCACAGCCUGGGCGCACACAUCGUGUCCUACGUCUCCUACCACAUCGGGACUGUAGGACGAAUUACAGGCCUGGACCCAGCCCAGCCGUGCUUCCGUACCACGAGUCGCGUGGAGCGCCUGGACGAGACCGAUGCCGACUUCGUGGACGUCAUACACACUAACGGCAGAUUGCUACAGAGACUUGGCUUCGGUUUGCCUGAUCCUAUUGGCCAUGCAGAUUUCUACCCCAACGGCGGUAUGAAGCAGCCCGGCUGUCUCAAUGAGAGUAAUUCCGUCUGGUCAAGGAUUCUACCUAUUUCGCCUGCAAAGCUGCAGCAGGCGAUCUGCAGCCACGGGCGAGCGUACCUGCUGUUCACGGAGUCGCUCAUCAACAACAACUGCACCUUCCGCGCGCACCAGUGGAACCUCACAUACGAGGGCGUAAACUCCAGCAUAUCAGCGACUUGCGACCGUCGUCGGUCCUCGUGUUCAGAGAUGGGUAUCCGCGCGGCGGGCGGUGAGCGGCUGCCGAAGGCGCGCGGCGCGUACUUCGUGCUCACCACAUCCGCCGCACCAUACUGCCCUUCAGAAUACGAGCGUCGUCAUCCCCGGAAUGAUCUACUCAUGGACCUAGUAAAGGGUUUCUCUCUCAACCGCACCUCCAAUGCUCUCCAUCAUCACACAACGCCCGUGGAGUACGCGGACCCUGACAUCGUCACCGAUGACCCACCCACUUGUACCACACAGAAGAACUGGUUCUAUAGAUUGUUUGGAUGAGAGUAGAAAAAGAUUGGAGAGUAAGAAAGAUGGUAGUAUUGAUAUUUUUUUGUUAAUUGUAGAUAGUUUAGAUAGCGCUAAAAGCAAUAGAAAUGUAGGUUACAUGUUAUUUAUUAGGUUUUAAAUGUCAUGACACGAAAUCUAUCAUAUCAAAAAAAAAAAGAAGUCCGUGCGAAUCAUUAUUUAGUUUAACUGCUGACUGUGAUUGUUUGAUUAAGAUAAUUGAUAAAAUAAAAUGUAGAGGUAA
Molecule: messenger RNA, 1914 nt
Organism: Aricia agestis (brown argus)
Lineage: Eukaryota; Metazoa; Arthropoda; Insecta; Lepidoptera; Lycaenidae
Product: pancreatic triacylglycerol lipase-like
Exons: 11
Coding region: 246-1667 (473 amino acids)
Biological process (GO): lipid metabolic process
Molecular function (GO): lipase activity
Source: RefSeq, a predicted model, not a curated record